Messenger RNA from Rotaria sordida, 3261 nucleotides. NCBI's taxonomy places the organism in Eukaryota, Metazoa, Rotifera, Eurotatoria, Philodinida, Philodinidae. The record is from the annotation of a GenBank genome assembly.
AUGUGUUAUUUUAAUCGUCUAUCAGCUGUGUCACGUGCAUCUGAAGUUGACAUUGUCAUUGGCGCUUUUUUUUCUUUACAUCAUCCUCCUCUAUCGCAUGGCGGUGGUCGAUUACGAGAAUGUGGUGACAUUCGUGAAGAUUAUGGUAUACAUCGUGUAGAAGGUACUUUUUGGAUUCUCGAUCAAAUCAAUGCAAAUCAAUCUAUAUUACCAAAUAUAACUAUAGGCUAUCAAAUACGUGAUUCAUGUUGGUAUGCACCUGUUGCACUUGAACAAACAAUUGAAUUUAUUGGACAUUCAGUAUUAACUACUGGUGAUUCAACGAUGACUAGUAAUGGUGGUCGAUCUCGAUUAGCAGCUAUUAUUGGACCAGGUGAUAGUUCAAUAACAAUGCAAACACAUAAUAUUUUACAAUUAUUUGAAAUGCCACAAAUUGGAUAUUCAGCUACAGCUAAACAAUUAAGUGAUAAAGAAAAAUUUAAAUAUUUUACACGUGUUAUUGCAUCAGAUACACAACAAGCACAAGCUAUUGUAGAUAUUAUUCGACAAUUUAAAUGGAGUUAUGUUGCAACAAUUGGUACCGAAGGUGAUUAUGGUCGUGGCGGUGUUGAAGCUAUUCGUCGUUUACUUAAAAAAGAUGCAUGCAUUGGUGCAGAUUUUACAAUGCCAAUCGGUGCAAAUGUAACAGUAGCUUCUCAAUUAAUCAGACAACUUGUUAUACGAGCUCCACGUGUACAAGUACUUAUAUGCUUUUGUCUUGAUCAUUCUGUUCGAGCUGUAUUACAAGCAAUUAAAGAAUUAAAUUAUACUCAACGAUUUAUUAUUCUUGGAAGUGAUGCUUGGGCUGAUCGUCUUAAUGUAAUACCAAAUAAUACAGAAAGCGUAGCAUUGGGUGCUAUUACAAUCAAAGCUCGUUCAUUACGUGUACCUGGUUUUGAACAAUAUUUUCGUCAAUUACAUGUAUAUAAUAAUACACGAAAUGUAUGGUUUCGUGAAUAUUGGCAACAAAAAUUUUCUUGUUCAUUAAAUAGUUUUAAUAAUAAUUCUUAUAUAAGUCGAACAAAUAAAUAUUCUCGAUCAUGUCAUCCUGAAAAUGAAAGUCUUGCUAAAGUACCUUAUAAUGAAGAUCCUAAACUUGCAUUUGUUAUUAAUUCAAUAUUAGCUGUUGUACAUGGUCUAGAUAAAAUGCAUAAACAAAUUUGUAAUGGAACAAAUGGUUUAUGUACAGAAAUGGCUCGUAUGAAUACAUCAUUAUUAAUGCAUUUUUUAAAAAGUAGUCGAUUUACUGGUAUAACUGGUGAAGAAGUAUUUUUUGAUGAAAAUGGUGAUGGUCCUGGAAGAUAUGAUGUAUUAAAUUUACAAGUUAAUACAAAUGAUAGCGAACAUCCUUUACAUUAUGUUCAAGUUGGAACAUGGAGUACUGGUAAAUUAAAUUUAAAUAUAUCAUCAAUACGUUUUUUUGCUGAUCAACGUUCAAUAAAUCAAAUAAAUGUUCGUCGAUUUUGUAGUGAUGCUUGUCCAACAGGUCAUAUUAAAAAAUUUACUGAUGAAGAACGUUGUUGUUGGAAAUGUCAUUUCUGUGCUAAUGCUAUUGUACUUGACGAAUCAACAUGUUUUACUUGUCCAGUUGGAUUUUCACCUAAUGCUGAUCAAACAGCUUGUGGUUUAUUACCAAUAACAACAAUAAAUUUUCGUCAUCCAUUAUCAAUUAUAAUAUGUUUUGUUGCUGGUAUUGGUAUUCUAAUAAGUUUUUUUGUUGUUUAUAUAUUCGUACGUUUUAAUGCUACGCCAGUUGUUAAAUCAACAACACGUGAAUUAAGUUAUUUAAUUUUAAUGGGAAUUUUAUUUUGUCAUUUAACAGCAUUUGUUAUUUUACAAAAACCAUCAUUUAUUAUAUGUGUUUUAACACGUUUAUUACCAGCAAGAAUUUUAGCAAGAAGUAAAAAGAAAAUUAUAACAAGACGAUUAAAAUUUAUGAGCGCUAGACAUCAACUUGCAAUUGCUUGUUUUAUACUUGUUACUGAAGUUACAAUUGUUGCUGUUACUGUGUACAGAGAUCCACCUAAAGCAGUAUUGAUUGAAACUGGUGGACGUUUAUUAUUAACAUGUAAAAAAUCACUUCAAGGUAUUGCUGCUCCACUUGGUUUUGAUGGUCUACUAGUUUUUCUAUGUACACUUUAUGCAAUUAAAACGAGAAAUUUACCUGAAAAUUUUAACGAAGCAAAAUUUAUUGGUUUUUCAAUGUAUACAACAUGUGUUAUAUGGUUAGCAUUUGCUGCUGUUUAUUUUGCUAUUGAUAUUAAAGUAUUUUCAUUAUGUGUUGCAACAAAUGCAAGUGCAUAUGUUAUACUUAUAUUUUUAUUUUUUCCUAAACUUUAUUUAAUUAUAUUUAAACCAGAAAAAAAUAAUCGAAGUGCAUUUGCUACAAAUAAAGAUAUUCGUUGUCAUUUUGGUUCAUCAACAACAUCAAAAAGUGAUAUAUCAUCUUAUCGUUAUAGUGAAGGUUCAUCAUUAUUUCGUCGUUCAGUUUUACAUCGUAUUCGUUUUGGUAAUACUCUACGUUUAAAAGCUGAAUUUGUUAAUUCAGCAGCAUCAUCAUUACGUACAAAUGAUUUACUUGGUAGUGAUCGUCGUCCAUCAAGUUCAUUAUCAGCUUAUCCUGAUCAAUGGAUGUAUCAUCAUCAUCAUCGACGUUUAUCUGGUUCACCACAAGCACCAUUACCUGAAUUUAGUUCUGAUGAUUUACCAUAUCGUACAAGAAUAUUAAGUCAAAAAACAUUAGAUAAUAUACCGGCAGCAUUAGGUAUAGAUUUACCUAAUAUAUCAAUAACAUCUUUAGAUCCUCCAAAUAAUAAUAAUAAUAAUGAAUUAGAUACAAAUGAAAAACCAACUAUUGUUCAAAAUCAUUCACCUGAUUGUAUUUAUACAACAAAUCAAUUAAAUAAUCAUAAAAAUGAUUUAAAAAAACAAAUUCAUAAAAGUACAAGAAAAAAAUUUCAUUCAAAUACAAAUCAUGAUUUAAUAUCAUCAAUUAAAAAAGUUGAUAUUGAAAAUGAAUCAUCAAGUGAAUCAACAAAUGAAUGUUUAGGAACAAAUUUAAUAACACCAACAACAUUAACAUAUUCAAAACCUGUUUGUACAUGUCAAUUAUUAUGGCAAUUAGAACGAGAUACAGAUAGUAUUGAUAAAUUUAAAUUAUUUUUUAAACGAGAUCAUUUAAAUGUCGAUUGGGAUUAUGUACAAGGUUCUAGUGAAGUUUAA